Molecule: messenger RNA, 999 nt
Organism: Guillardia theta CCMP2712
Lineage: Eukaryota; Cryptophyceae; Pyrenomonadales; Geminigeraceae
Exons: 7
Coding region: 1-999 (332 amino acids)
Biological process (GO): protein phosphorylation; intracellular signal transduction
Cellular component (GO): nucleus; cytoplasm
Molecular function (GO): ATP binding; MAP kinase activity
Source: RefSeq, a predicted model, not a curated record
AUGUCACGGAGUGAAGCUGGAGGCUUCAUAGUCUCCUCCUACGUGUUGAGCAGGUAUGAGAUCGAUCGGGUGGUGGGGGAGGGAGAGUACGGGGUAGUGUUCGCCGCACGAAACAUCGAGGACAGCUCGCCCGUUGCGAUCAAGAAGAUCAAGGACUAUGCAGAUGGGGAGAUAAGGGAGAGCGUUGCCAAGAUGAUCCUGCGAGAGCUGAAGAUGCUGCAGCACUUCAGCGGGCAUGACAACAUCGUUUCCCUUGUGGAUGUCUUCAUUGACGGGAAGGACAAGCACCUGUACUUUGUAACGGAGCUGAUGGACACCAGUCUUCACUCAGUCAUCUACUCAAAGCAGCCCCUGACCGUCCAGCACAUUCAGUUCUUUGUGUAUCAGAUCCUACGUGGCCUCAAGUUCCUUCACUCGGCCAAAGUAAUGCAUCGCGACCUCAAGCCCGGAAACAUUCUUGUCAACUCAGCCUGCGACGUCAAGAUCUGUGACCUUGGGAUGGCAAGGUCGCCAGUGGACUCGCAGCUUGGAGAGCGACUGACAGUGAAGGUGGUCACGAGAUGGUACCGAGCUCCUGAGCUCCUGCUCUGCUCUCUCGACUACGAUUUCUCGAUCGACGUCUGGGCAGUCGGUUGCAUCAUGGCUGAGCUUUUCUUGAGGAAGCCCGCCUUCCCUGGGGACGACUAUGUUGGGAUGAUCAAGCUGCAGAUCAGCAAGAUUGGCUUACCCAGCCGGGAGGAUCAAGAACACCUGUGCGAAAACGCAGUGCGCUUCCUGUCGGUCGUCGAGGUCAACAAGAAGUUUGACUGGUCCUCUCACGUCCCUAGCGAGGAGGCCAUCGACUUGUUGCAUCAGCUCCUUCAGUUCAACCCUAAGAAGAGGGCCAAGGCUGGCGUUGCUCUCCAACAUCCAUUUUUUCAAGAGCUGCACGACCCCAACUGCGAGCCUGACUGCGACAAGGUGAGGCUGCGGGGGAUCGGAGGAAAAUUCCUGACAUGA